Pelagomonas calceolata is the source of this 591-nucleotide messenger RNA. The record is from the annotation of a GenBank genome assembly. NCBI's taxonomy places the organism in Eukaryota, Pelagophyceae, Pelagomonadales, Pelagomonadaceae.
UCAUUGUUGAAUAAUCACUUAAACACAGGACAACACACACCUAGGGCCCGUCGCCGUACUUGGCGUGCUGGCUGUCGACCUCGGCGAUGUAGGCCGCGAUGGCGUCCGGCUUGGACAUGCCCUUGCGGCUCGCCCACGCGUCCCACUUCGCUCUAGCUGUGACUUGCAUGGCCCAGGGUUGGGGGGUCGUGUUGUCGCCGACCGUCACCUGCUUGAAGAGGCCGUAGCACGCGAGCUUCUCGGCAUUCGUGACCUUGCUGCCGCCGUAGGUCCAGCUUUUGACGAACGCGACCUUCGCGUCGAAGUCGCUUUGCGUGGACAUUUUUUAGAGUGCUAGUUAUGAGACAGUGCUUGAUGACUGAUGCUGCAGCGGUCGAUGGCACGGCGUCUCUGGAUUGCGUGCGCGCGUCGGCAGUGUGUGGAUGAAACCGCAGCAGUACUGUGGCGGCUAGAGUUUUGCACUGCAGACGACAGAACUGCGUCGGUCGUGCCUGCAAGCUGUUAGCUAUUGACGAGGCUGUGCGCGCGUCGCGUCGGCGUGACAAAUGCGCGGUAGCGGCCGACAAAGCAAAAAUUAUCCCGGCGUGAGCU